AUGUUUGUACAAAAGGAAACAUACCAUAAACUAAAAAACGAAAAGCGUGAUUGUCAAACAAAUUUAAAAAAUCUGCAAAAUGAACUUGAAAUUUCUCAAACUGAAUUAAAUAAUCUUCUAAAGAAAAUUGAAAAUUCUCAAAAGCAAAUGAAACAUCUGCGUGAGAAUUCUGAAAAUCUACAUGAGAAUUCCCAAAUAGAAAUAAAUCAUCAUAGAAAAGAAUUUGAACAGCUACGUGAGAAUAGUCAGUCAGAAAUAAAUAAACUGCAAAAUGAAAACAACCAUAAAAUUGAAAUUAUCGAAAAAUUAAAAAGCAAGCAUGCUAAAGCACUAGACGAACUAGUUAAUAUCAAGGCAGAAGGUGAGAAUUGUCAGUCAGAAAGAAAUAAACUGCAAAAUGAAAACAACCAUAAAAAUGAAAUUAUCAAAAUAUUAAAGAGCAAGCUUGAUAAAGCACUAGAAGAAUUAUUUGAAAUCAAGGCAAAGGAACUUAGGAUAUUAGAAGCAGAAAGAAACGCAGUCAUGAAGGAUCAAGGUAAUUUUGAUCAUGGAAAUAUAGAAAUAAUUGAAGACUCAAAUCAUACCGAGUAG
Funneliformis caledonium is the source of this 591-nucleotide messenger RNA. The record is from the annotation of a GenBank genome assembly. Lineage: Eukaryota; Fungi; Glomeromycota; Glomeromycetes; Glomerales; Glomeraceae.